Molecule: messenger RNA, 2047 nt
Organism: Papilio polytes (common Mormon)
Lineage: Eukaryota; Metazoa; Arthropoda; Insecta; Lepidoptera; Papilionidae
Exons: 5
Coding region: 115-735 (206 amino acids)
Source: RefSeq, a predicted model, not a curated record
GCCCGCGGUCGAGUGCAGACGUGUGUGUAUAACUGCCCGCCGCGGCCCGCGCCUUGUUCAACUCGUCAUGCUGCCGGUGCGAAGCUGGCCGCAGUGAGAACCAUAUUUUCAGAUAUGCUCCAGUCUUUAUUACAGCCAAGAGAUAAUCAGCGAUCGAAGAUGAUUGGCGCAAUGCCCGCAGUAGCCGUGCGGCAUGAGCGGCGGCGCGCGGAGAAGCGGGCCGGCCGGCGUGCCAGCACGCUGCCCGGCCGGGACGACGAUGCUGAGGUGGGCGGGCCCUGCGUGCGCGCCGAGCUAUACAAGAUACUAAAGCUGGCGGCGCUGUACGGCGUGGUAUGCUUCUCGCUGCUGGGUAUCGUGUUCCUGGUGGUGGGGCUGGUGCAGCUGUCGCCGCGCGCGGAGGCCGCUCAGCAUCGCUACUCCCUCAUGGGCACCGGCGGCACCAUGCUCGCUCUCGCUGUUUCCCUCUCCUUGCUGCGAUGCCUCGGUAUACACUGGUACAAGCGUCAAUUCGAAGAAGACGACGAUGUCUCGGAGCAGGGAGCACACCAGAAUGGGGUCGCUGACAGACAUGGCCACGUCGACCAUAAGACCGGACAAGUCGAACAUAAGACCGGCCAUAACGACCACAAAGCUGACCACAAGACGGCCAACGAGAAGCCCAAACUCAAGACCCAGGGUAGCGUCGGUCGCGACCUAGACCACGGCAAACAGCCAGCUGUCAGCGACACUUAAACAUUUGUCUAUCGAAUAACAUAUUUCGAUAUAACGUACCGCUCUUUACUGUUAACAUCCAAUGCGGAUUUUGUGGCCCUUGUUGGGCUACUUGCCCAAGAUUCGGUGUAUUGUAAAUAGUAUCGUGUCGAUGUCUAUUAUCUGAAUGUUUUACGCGAGAAUGUACUGCCGGUAUCUGUCCGAGCGCAGUCUAGAUCACUCCAUAUCAAAUAUUAUCUACGGAAUGCCUUUUGCGCAUUAAAAUUGUGAGAUCUUGAUGCUUUCAAAACGGUUGCCGAUAAAAAAAGACAAAUGAGAGAAAUGACAUUUGACAGUUCUGUCACUGUCAGUCUGAAUGAUCAUAGAGUAACAAUGUAAUAGAGAGGCAAGAAAACAAUUUUGAUUUCGAAAUGUGCAAGAGGCAUUUAAAAAUAAAUAUACAAUAUUGGUGUAAGCUAGUCUAAUAUUGAUGUUGUUCGCUCAUUCAUAUUGUACUCGAUGUACUAAAUGUAUACUCUAAAUCUAGCACUAUACAUGUUAACGUAUAACUGUAUGGUCUAUCUAUUUUCGUGCGUUGGAUAGAUUAAAAGACACCACGAAUCACCGUUCAUAUAUGUGUGAUGAAACAACUUAAAUAAAUUGAAAAUCAGUUUGUCACAACGCACGAUCUUAUGAUAGGAAAAAAAUCAUGUGUAUUUUAUGUGUCUAAAUAUAGAGCAUAAUAAGUGUCUACGAUAUACUAUACUAUAUGUAUGUAAUUAUAACUAAUCAUUACAUCACCUUAAAUUACAUGUAUCUUAUCUCUUCUUAUACUAAUCUAUGAUUGAAAACUUGGAUCCGAUUGACCAUUUUCUUUACGAUGUUUUAGUUUUUUCAAUGAAUUUUAUACGAGAACAUUUAAUGUCUUACAUAUCAUUUUUAUAAACCCCUUUUUAUUAUUCGCUAGACGAUUUUAAUCAGUUAUUAUAUAUCCUACUCAUUAACAAAAUUCAUCCAAAAUAUUCCAACUGUACUAUAUUUUGUGACGUUACUUUAAAUAUAUUUUUGAGAUGUUUACAAUUAAAAAUAAAUCCCGAUUUAUAUUUGCUUUGAUAUAUUGGCAAUGAAUUAUAUGAAAAUUAAUAUUCUAUAUCUGUUCUCGGACCACGCUUAUAAAAUUGUAGCAUUUAUUAGCCGCCAUUUUGAUUGCAAGCUUCGCCGUCCGUUUGGAUAAGUGUCCAGUAAACGUUGAAUUUUAAAUGUAACGUUUAUUUUACACAGCGCUCUGGGAAUCGUCUUUUGUUUACUCUGUGAAUUAAAAAAGUUAAUAAAAAAUGUGUUUGAAAUGUAAAUU